Lactuca virosa is the source of this 1354-nucleotide messenger RNA. The record is from the annotation of a GenBank genome assembly. NCBI's taxonomy places the organism in Eukaryota, Viridiplantae, Streptophyta, Magnoliopsida, Asterales, Asteraceae.
AUAAUAAAGAAAGCUAGAAAACAAUUUCUCUCUCUUAUACUACCAUCAUCAGCAUCAUACCUUCCUGAAAAUUAAAGCAACGACUCUGAUUGCAAACUGAUGAUAGCUUUGAUUCCAAUUCACAGACCCACCACCACAAGCACAAGCACAAGCACAAGCUCCUCCCUUGUUGUUUCUCAGUUACAAAACCCUUUUUCUUUGUCUGGCAAUUUGUUUUUUACCCUUUCUUUUUUGGGGUUUUAUUAUAUUUUUCUGGGUGUUCAAAAACAUAGAAGAAGAAGAAGAUCUAAACAGCCUUUUUUUCUGGUUUUGAUGAGACUGUGUUAAAGAUCUGAGCGGCGGAAAAGGGUUGACAAAAAUGGUGGGAACGGCUAAUGGUAGUAGAACACCAGUUACACCACGACAAGCUUUUUCGGUCGUCAAUGGUGGACAAGAUCCGGGUACCCGGUCCGGACCCGGAAGCAUUGCUGGGUCGGAUUGUGGAGGGAUUGAGUUUACAAGAGAAGAAGUUGAAGCAUUGUUGAAUAUGAAGAUCAGAACUAAAGAUAAAUUCAAUCUCAAGGAAAAAUGCGAGAUAAUGAUGGAGUAUAUAAAGAAGCUCAGGAUGUGUGUAAGAUGGUUUCAAGAAUUUGAAGGGGAGCUUUCAUUAGAGCAUGAAAAACUCAAAAAGAUGUUUGAAUCAGCAGAAAAGAAAUCCAACGAUAUGGAAACGCUCAUGAACGCAAAGGAAGAAGAACUAUCCGACCACCGCACCACCCUAUCCGACACCCUAAACUACAUCCUAAUGUUAGAAAUUCGGGACGGAUUGAUUGAUGAUAUUGUUGUACCUGAUGCUAAUUACACCGUUCCUGAUUCUGGAUUCAGUUGGCCAAUUCAAGCGACCUUAAACGGUUCUUCAUCGAACCCUAGUUUGGAUCUUGAUGGCUCAACUGCGGAUUCAGAUGAUCAUAAUGAUUCCAUAUCAAAAAGCAGGGGAAGGAGGGAUAACCGUAGGGGGCGAAGGCCCUCAAAUCCUAAAAAAUUUCUACAGGACAAAUCAAAAGUAAAAGAAACCUACAAAUCAACAUCCUUCAGCUCUUCGACUCUCUACUCCGCGUACAAGGCUCAACAAAUUGAUACACCUCAUAGGUUUCUUAAAUUGUCUUCGAUGCUUGAGCCUAGAAGGGCACCCACAGUGGAGAAAUCCGUUGUUUUGGCCGAUGCUGUUCAAAUGCUGACUCAAUUACGAAUAGAAGCACAAAAGCUUAAACAUCCCAAUUCUGAUCUUCAAGAUAAAAUUAAGGAAUGAUGAGUAUUGUGAAUGUAAGAACGAUUAUGCAACGUCAGAUUGAAAGAAUCAGUGUUUAUGAUGAGA